Molecule: messenger RNA, 4065 nt
Organism: Misgurnus anguillicaudatus (oriental weatherfish)
Lineage: Eukaryota; Metazoa; Chordata; Actinopteri; Cypriniformes; Cobitidae
Gene: mmp16b
Product: matrix metallopeptidase 16b (membrane-inserted)
Biological process (GO): skeletal system development; collagen catabolic process; extracellular matrix organization
Cellular component (GO): extracellular matrix; plasma membrane
Molecular function (GO): zinc ion binding; metalloendopeptidase activity
Source: RefSeq, a predicted model, not a curated record
CGUCAGAGCAUCUGGAGUCAGAGCGCAUGCGCGGUGCUUACGCUCUGGAUGCUGCUCGAUAUAGAAAAGCAACCUACAUGUUCGCUAGGUAACGUUUCAAAGCAAAAGAAAUGUCUCGAUAUAGCGUGUCAGAUAAACAAGAUCGAGUGUGGAUUGCCGGCCAACCUCUGACAAAAUGUGCGGACGCCGACGUUUCUCCGCGCUCCUAUCGUUUCAUCUUUGGUCCAAAAUGCCACUUGCUUAACUGACAUACGAGGAUAACGACGUAAAUAGCCGAUAGAGUCAGCAUAUCAGACGAACUCACAAAUAUGAACAUUACGUUACUCAACAAGCGAAAGCUGGACUGUAUGUGUGCGCUGCUGUUAUGGCUGCAUACGGCGGUGUGGACGUGGUGUUCAGCAGCAGAAGAGCAUCAUUUCAGCGUUGAGGUUUGGUUACAGAGGUAUGGCUACCUCCAUAAAACACAACCUAACAUGGCUGUUUUGAGAUCAGCUCAAACCAUGAAAUCUGCUAUUGCUGCUAUGCAGCACCAGUACGGACUCAACAUCACAGGGACUCUAGACAAGGAGACUAUGGGAUGGAUGAGGAAACCCAGAUGUGGGGUACCAGACCAUUUGGAUAGUGUGACUGGAUUACGUAGGAGGAAGCGUUAUGCACUAACUGGGCAGAAGUGGCAACGCACAUACAUCACAUACAGCAUAAAAAAUGUCACUCCUAAAGUGGGUGCACGAGAAACCCAUGAAGCCAUUCGUCGGGCGUUCGACGUAUGGCAAGGUGUCACGCCUUUACGCUUUGAGGCCGUGCCGUACAGCGCUCUGGAAAGCGGCAAGCGUGACGUAGACAUUACCAUCAUCUUUGCCUCUGGUUUCCAUGGCGACAGCUCACCUUUUGAUGGAGAGGGAGGCUUCCUGGCCCAUGCUUAUUUCCCGGGGCCAGGCAUAGGGGGCGACACGCACUUCGAUUCUGACGAACCCUGGACGCUGGGCAACCCAAACCAUGAUGGUGAGAGAACGGCAGGCAAUGAUCUGUUUCUUGUGGCGGUCCAUGAACUUGGUCAUGCUUUGGGACUGGAACAUUCUAAUGAUCCAACAGCCAUAAUGGCUCCGUUCUACCAGUACAUGGACACGGAGAGCUUCAAACUGCCUCAUGAUGAUCUACAGGGAAUCCAAAAAAUAUAUGGUCCUCCAGACAAAACCCCUCAACCAACAAGACUACUCACAACUGCCACGCCCCCUCGCCUACACCCUCAGUCUGACCCUCGAAAGCAUGACCGCCAAGGUCGCCCUCAUCGCCCACCACAGAAGUCAAAACCCACCCACCCCAAUUCCAAACCCAACAUCUGUGAUGGAGGUUUCAACACUCUGGCAAUCCUACGACAGGAGCUGUUCGUCUUUAAGGAUCAGUGGUUCUGGAGGGUUCGAGAUAACUCUGUGGUGCCUGGUUACCCAAUGCAAAUUAGUUACUUCUGGAGAGGUUUGCCUCCUAAGAUCGAUGCUGUCUACGAAAACAGUGAAGGGAAAUUUGUCUUCUUUAAAGGCAACCGGUUCUGGGUGUUUAAAGACACUACCCUUCAGCCCACGUAUCCUCAGGACAUUUCUCUAUUUGGCAACGGAAUGCCCACGCAGAACAUUGAAACAGCUGUUUGGUGGGAAGAUGUGGCCAAAACCUACUUCUUUAAAGGGGAUAGGUACUGGAGGUACAAUGAGGACAUGAGGACCAUGGACCCUGGCUACCCAAAACCUAUUACCGUAUGGAAAGGCAUUCCAGACUCUCCGCAGGGGGCAUUUGUGGACAAAGCUAAUGGCUUCACCUACUUCUACAAAGGGAAAGAAUAUUGGAAAUUCAACAACCAGCGACUGAGAGUGGAGCCGGGUUACCCCCGCUCCAUCCUGAGGGAUUUCAUGGGCUGCGACGGGCUACCGGCCGACCCCGACUGGGACUGGAGUCCCCCGCAGGAAGAGGAGCCGUCCCAGUACGACAACGACGACGUGGACAUCGUUCUGAAGCUGGAGAGCAGCGGUGGGACAGAAAAAGCAGUUGCCAUCGCCAUCCCCUGUGUCCUGGCCCUGUGCAUGAUGGUCCUGCUGUACACCGUCUUCCGCUUCAAAAGGAAGGACACGCAGCGCCACAUACUGUACUGCAAGCGCUCCAUGCAGGAAUGGGUCUGAGGCACGAGGUGUCCCGCCCACAAAACUGUUUCUUUUAAAACCCCUCAAAGGCGCGGGGUUUGAGUAAUAUGCCGACUGCGGUGUUGAGCUUGAACGUUUGCAUCAACACGGACAAUGCGAACACAUAACGUGCCAACUUUACAGGUGACGAUGCGUCACUUGUGUGUGGUUUUGGACAACCCUCUGCAGGAGUAAACAGUGCUGAGUAGAGAAUUAUUUAUCUCCGAAAUACUGAUCUCUAUUAUUUGAGGACUGUGUCACUUCUAAAAUAACUUGCUUGUGUUGAAAAACUGAUACCCAAACCAAAUAUGCCCUUAGUGUCCAAAGAGGAUGGCUUCAUUUACAUGGAUGACUGGCUUACUGAUCAUUAUUUGAGUUUUUUCAAGCUACAUUUAUUAUCAGAAUAAAUAUGAUCUGUCUACUCGGACGUCAGAAUGAUCACGUCAAAGUACAAAGUAUAUAGCAUCGGGGCUACUUGCAAUAGUUUGUUGAAUGCCUUAAUCACAUGCCGACUUUAUUUUUUGUGUGUUUUAGUGUAUGUGCCUGUGUGAAUGUUAUCUUUUCCUCGAUCUUUGCUGGUAUUUCUUUGCUGUUGAUACACAACUGGGGUAAGAUUUAAAGUGCCACUGACUGUUGAAACUGUGUUUUGAAGUGUGUAUGGCUACUGUUAAUGUUACUCCCCUCUCCAAAACUGCAGACUUUAAGUUCUUCCGAUCAAAAUUAAAUGCGUUGCAAUGAAAAUGGCUGUUUAGCAGAGAUACCUUAAUAAUCUUCCUGAUGCUCUCGAGAAUCAAUAACGAAUUAGCUAUGUAAGACUUUAGCUUAGUUUAAAAUGCGAUACUUAGGCUAGAUUUGCUAUUCCUGAAUUUAAGAGGCAGUGCUUGCAAGGCAGUAAUAGAAAAGUGAUGAGCUUUUAGUUAAGCUUAGGCUCUGUAUGAAUGAAAUGCUGCAAUGCAACUGCUUUGUUGUCGUCAUGGCGAUCAGCAUCUUGUUUUCUAUUUGCUGCGCAGGACUAAAUAUAAAUGGUUAAAUUGACCUUUUGGACUAUUAUAACAGUUCAAAAAUAAUUUAUUUUUAAUUUUCCUUAAAAAUUAUAAUGGCAUUGUGCAUUAACAAAAAUAAAUUUUUAAAACAGCGCCACCUUGCAAGCACUGUAAUCAAUACAAGCACUUACCCAGCAUUUACCUGAGAAAAAGGCCAUACUUGAGUGUUGUACAUGCUGUUAAAAGUGUAAUAUGCUAUGUUUGGCAUGGGUUUGUGUAUAAAAGCAUUUGUUGCACAGUUAAAGGAAAUUAUUCUGCAAUCAAAACAAUAGCUUUUCUGCUUAUUUCUGUUGAUCAUUUGUUAGCAGGAUCAUUCUCAACAGAGUGUCUGUAUCGAUGAACACACCGGAUGCUGUUUGAUUUUCUUAUUUGAGUGUCUCUUGGAAGUGGAGUAAUGUGUUAUUGUCAUAUGCCUUGUUUUUCUUCUUUGGUUUUAAUGAACUGAUCUUAUUUCUUGAGCGUAUAAUGGACUGUGGUGGUUCUCACCAUACCAUCGGCAUCGGCUCUAUCUUCCAACUACAAAGACGUCCCCAUGAAUCUUCAUGUGUGACCUGUUGUUUUUAUCAUUUACAGUCGGACCUUCUCAAGCUUCGAUGUCUUUAAGUAUUGGAUGUGUAUCUAAACAUGCUGUAUAUAUCUCAUAUAGUGUCUUUAUUACGGAUACGAAAGGCAAAUUAUGCAGUACAUCAAUAAUAUUACCUAUUAUCAGAUGUGGUGUGUGAAUCAUUCUUGUGAACUCAGAAGUUUUAACAAAAUGUACCAGGCAACCAUUCAUCAUUAACAUGUAAUUUAAAGCUGAAAUCAAUGAAAGGUUGUUUGGGAGAUAUUAUUAAACAAUUCUACAUUAAAUAAUA